CUGGUUCUUUUGCCAACUCUGCAGGGGGCGCGUCCGAUUUAGAGAUGAGCUGGCUGAGGGGUCACUUGGACUUAACGGUGGGUGGGGGAAAUGACUGCGUUGUGGAAACUGUUUGCUAACCGGACAGGGUUCUCAGCAACGCGGAUGGGGGAAGGAAGUCAGAUGUCGGUGGAUGGCAGAAGAAGAAGUAGAUGUAAUCGUCCAACUUUGCCGGUGAGGCUUUUCUGUUUCUUUUUUUUCCCUUCUAUUUUGUUUUCGCAGAGACCCAGACUGUGGCAAAGAGGCUUCAACAAGAACAGAAGAGAAAGGGUUUGCUAGAGGAGUGAGACACCCCGUGUGUCUUGCUUGAUGAAUGGAUGAAUCGGUGAAAGGAUAGUAGAAGGUAGAACAAUUGAUCAAUCGAUGGAAGGAAAGGUCUCAGCCGUGGGAGAGCAAGCGCCUUUAUCAAUCUGCAG
Molecule: messenger RNA, 455 nt
Organism: Aspergillus campestris IBT 28561
Lineage: Eukaryota; Fungi; Ascomycota; Eurotiomycetes; Eurotiales; Aspergillaceae
Exons: 1
Coding region: 91-318 (75 amino acids)
Source: RefSeq, a predicted model, not a curated record